Messenger RNA from Polypterus senegalus (gray bichir), 1080 nucleotides. It is a transcript of the gene fut9a, whose product is annotated as fucosyltransferase 9a. Gene Ontology annotation, cellular component: membrane. Lineage: Eukaryota; Metazoa; Chordata; Cladistia; Polypteriformes; Polypteridae. The transcript has a single exon. Bases 1 to 1080 code for a protein of 359 amino acids. Gene Ontology annotation, molecular function: alpha-(1->3)-fucosyltransferase activity. The record is from RefSeq and is a predicted model, not a curated record.
AUGACAUCACCAAUUCUUAAAGGAAUUCUACGGCCAUUAUUAAUAGCCGUAAUUUUCCUUGGUUGCUUUGUUACUUUAGUCAUUUUAUAUUUCAAACCAUCUAACAGCUGGAUUUCUGGUCCUAUGGAGUCAGCAACUGCAGUAUUAAAAAUGAAAAACUUCUUCUCAUCCAAAAAUGAUGUGAAUGAAACCAUUGUUCUCAUUUGGAUUUGGCCCUUUGGACAGACCUUUGAGUUAAACACUUGUGGCUCCAUGUUUAACAUUCACGGUUGCCAUUUAACUGUAGACCGAAGCCUGUACAAUAAGUCACAUGCUGUUCUCAUACACCACAGAGACAUUAACGGGGAUUUGUCCAAUAUUCCACAGUUUGCUCGACCCCCUUUCCAGAGGUGGGUUUGGAUGAACCUCGAAUCACCAACUCACACUCCUAAAAAGACUGGUCUUGAACAUCUUUUCAAUCUGAGUUUAACCUAUCGACGUGACUCAGACAUUGAAGUGCCUUAUGGGUCCCUGAUUGGGAGUCCCGAGUCUUUAGAUUUUGUGUUACCCAGCAAAAAUAAACUUGCUUGCUGGAUUGUCAGCAACUGGAACCCAGAUCAUGCUAGGGUGAAGUACUACAAUGAGUUGUACAAACACAUUGAAAUUCAUACUUAUGGUCAAGCUUUUGGUGAAUAUUUAAAUGAUAAAAGCUUUAUUCCUACAAUAUCCAGCUGCAAAUUUUAUCUUUCAUUUGAGAACUCUAUCCACAAGGACUAUAUCACAGAAAAACUCUACAAUGUUCUGCUUGCUGGCACUGUGCCUAUUGUCUUGGGGCCAUCGAGAGCUAACUAUGAAAACUAUGUGCCAAGUGAAGCUUUUAUUCAUGUGGAUGAUUUUCCAUCAGCAAAAGACCUGGCAGAAUAUCUGCUUUUAUUAGACAAAAAUGAAGAUUUGUAUUUUCAGUAUUUUAUCUGGCGAAAACACUUUGCAGUGAAGCUGACAAAGUUUUGGGAAGAACAUGCUUGUCUCACCUGUGAAUACAUAAGAAGGCGACAGGAGUACAAAUCCAUUCCAAAUCUGGAAAAAUGGUUCUGGGAGUAA